GGAUCCUGCCAUGGCAGCCGGGGGCACCUCGGGGGGCACCUCGGGGGGCACCGGGGACCCCCCGGCCCUGGGGACCCCCCUGCUUGAGAUGGGUGACGGCACCGAGGAGGAGCUGGCACGGUUCGUCCCCGACGUCACCGACGGGGCCCCGGCGAUCCUGCGGCAGGUGGCGGCGAUCUGCGCUUACCCCGCGCUCCUGGAAAACAACGACAUUCCCGAGAGAGCCAAGAGACGAGCCAGGAGAAUCCUGGGACAGCUCCAGGGAGGGAGCCCCGGCGCCUACAACCUGGAGUACGUGACGGGCCCCGUGGCCGAGAGGAUUUCCCGGUUCCUGGAGCACCGGGACGGGAUUCCCUGCGAGCCCCAGAACGUCAUCCCCUGCAGCGGCACCGCCGCCGCCAUCGUGGACGUGCUGCGGCUGCUGGUGGAUCCCGGCUCGGCGGUGCCCACGGGGGUUCUGGUGCCCGUGCCGGGCCCCCCCGUGCUCGGGGCGGCCGCGGGGCUGGCGGGGGCCGUGGCCAUCCCGUACCCUCUGGCCGAGGGCCGGGGCUGGGCCGUGGACGUGGCCGCGAUCCGGCGGCAGCUGCGGGACGCGCGGGGCCGCUGCCGCCCCACGGUGCUCUGUGUCGUCAACCCCGGCGACCCCACGGGGCAGGUGCUCAGCCGGGGGGACAUGGAGGCCGUGCUGGGCCUGGCGGCCGAGGAGCCCCUCCUGCUGCUGGCGGACGAGGUGCAUCAGGAGCGCUGCUUUGACCCGGCUCGGCCGUUCCUGUCGUUCCGCCGGGUGCUGGGCGAGGCGGGGGCUCCUCUGUCCCGCUCUGUCCAGCUCAUCUCCUUCUACUCCCUGUCCAAAGGGAUGGCGGGGGGAGGGUUCCGGGCGGGAUUUUUCGACCUGGUGAACGUCGACCGGAGCGUCCUGAAGGGUUUCUACACGUGGGGGAUGUCGGUGUAUCCCCCGAUCCUGGGCCAGGCCAUGCUGGAGGUGGCCAUGGACACCCCCAAAUCCCCGGAUUCUGCCUACGAGGCCGUGCAGGAGGCGCUGUCGCUGCAGCCCGACCGUUUCUUCUGCCGGCGGCUGGAGGAGCUCACGGGGCUGGCGGUGACCCCGGGGAGCCACUUCGGGCACGGGGGGGGCUCCCACCUGGG
Molecule: messenger RNA, 1146 nt
Organism: Myiozetetes cayanensis
Lineage: Eukaryota; Metazoa; Chordata; Aves; Passeriformes; Tyrannidae
Product: alanine aminotransferase 1-like
Exons: 9
Biological process (GO): biosynthetic process
Molecular function (GO): pyridoxal phosphate binding; L-alanine:2-oxoglutarate transaminase activity
Source: RefSeq, a predicted model, not a curated record